Messenger RNA from Cygnus olor (mute swan), 1652 nucleotides. RefSeq names its product TIA1 cytotoxic granule associated RNA binding protein like 1 (gene TIAL1). Lineage: Eukaryota; Metazoa; Chordata; Aves; Anseriformes; Anatidae. Gene Ontology annotation, molecular function: DNA binding; mRNA binding. Bases 228 to 1394 code for a protein of 388 amino acids. The record is from RefSeq and is a predicted model, not a curated record. The transcript is spliced from 12 exons.
GCGCGGCUUCCUGAGCGGCUGGCGGCGGCGGCCAUUUUGUGGUGCCUCUUCCCUCCGCCGAGCGGGCCGCGCCGUCGGGACCUGGCGAGGGGGCGAGAGACGGAGCGAGGGCAGCCGGGGCCCUCAGCCUCACCUUCCCUUCGGCUCCCUGCGCCGCGGAGCCGCCCCCCCCGUCCCCGUCCGGCGCUGCCCCCGGCUGCGGCUGCGAGCGGCGCUCACGCACCAUUAUGGAAGACGACGGGCAGCCCCGGACCCUCUAUGUAGGAAACCUCUCCAGAGAUGUGACUGAAGUCCUUAUACUUCAGUUAUUCAGCCAGAUUGGACCAUGCAAAAGCUGUAAAAUGAUAACAGAGCAACCCGAUAGCAGAAGGGUCAACUCUUCUGUUGGAUUUUCUGUUUUGCAGCAUACAAGCAAUGACCCUUAUUGCUUUGUGGAAUUUUAUGAACACAGAGAUGCAGCUGCUGCAUUAGCUGCUAUGAAUGGGAGAAAAAUUUUGGGAAAGGAGGUCAAAGUAAACUGGGCAACAACACCAAGUAGCCAGAAAAAAGAUACAUCCAAUCACUUCCAUGUGUUCGUUGGGGAUUUAAGUCCAGAAAUAACAACAGAAGACAUCAAGUCAGCAUUUGCUCCUUUUGGUAAAAUAUCGGAUGCACGGGUAGUUAAAGAUAUGGCAACUGGAAAGUCAAAAGGCUAUGGUUUUGUAUCUUUUUAUAACAAACUGGAUGCAGAAAACGCUAUUGUACACAUGGGAGGCCAGUGGCUGGGAGGCCGUCAGAUCAGAACUAACUGGGCAACACGGAAACCACCAGCCCCCAAAAGUACACAAGAAAAUAAUACAAAACAAUUGAGAUUUGAAGAUGUAGUAAAUCAGUCGAGUCCAAAAAAUUGUACUGUUUACUGUGGAGGAAUCGCUUCUGGGCUAACAGAUCAACUUAUGAGACAGACUUUUUCACCGUUUGGACAGAUUAUGGAAAUCAGAGUGUUUCCUGAAAAAGGUUACUCUUUUGUCAGAUUUUCAACCCAUGAAAGUGCAGCACAUGCUAUUGUUUCAGUUAAUGGAACCACAAUUGAAGGACAUGUUGUUAAAUGUUAUUGGGGUAAAGAAUCCCCUGAUAUGACUAAAAACUUCCAACAGGUGGAUUACAGUCAGUGGGGGCAGUGGAGCCAAGUAUACGGAAAUCCCCAACAGUACGGGCAAUACAUGGCUAACGGGUGGCAAGUACCGUCAUAUGGAAUGUACGGCCAGGCGUGGAAUCAGCAGGGGUUUGGAGUAGACCAAUCUCCAUCUGCUGCCUGGAUGGGUGGAUUUGGUGCUCAGCCUGCCCAGGGACAAGGUGCUCCUGUAAUACCUAACCAAGCUGGAUAUGGUAUGGCAAGCUACCAAACGCAGUGAGCUGGGACUCUGUUUAAAAGUGUGUAUUUCAUGAUAGGCUGCAGUUUCCAGUGAUGCUCUGAAGACUGGAAUGUAGACAAUGAAAAAAAGAAAAUAUUUAUUUUAAAAAUGGAAAUGUUUGGAACCUUUAGCACAGCUUUGCUUUGGUGAAGGACACAAAUGUCUUCUAGUUCUGCCUUUUUAAGUUUUUGUUCAUGAUGGAUAUGAACAUGUUUUUCUUUGUGUACAAAAAAUUAAAAAUAAAGUCAAUAAAGACAA